GAUGACAGAUUACGCCACGGCAGGAGCAACAACCUAUUUUCUUCUUCUUCUUCAUUGAUUUCAGAUGUGUGAGAUUCUAUUCUUGUGUUCUGUGAUCGGAGUGCCACUUGAUUUGAUCUCUCUCUGUGUCCGGCAAUCGCGUCGUUUGCUUGAAUAUUGAUUUACCAACAUCCGAAAACUAGUAGGAUUUGAAGGUUUCCUAUCAAGUUUCUGUUUUCACGCCAUUUGUUAGCUUUUUGGACGGAGGAAAUUCCUGAAUUUCUGCAACAAUGAGUUUUGUUUUCCGAGGGAGUAGAGGAGAUAUUGAAAAUGGGUUUCCUGGAUUAAUUCGAGAACGACCUGCUGUGCGUAUUCAUGCAGCUCGACCUGUCAAUUCAAAUUCACUAGCCUUCCUUGUCACAGUUCUUUUUCUGUUCAUGAUUUUAAAUUCUAACCAAAUGUCACCAAACUUUCUGCUAUGGCUAGUGGUUGGUGUUUUUUUAAUGGCCACAAGCCUGAGGAUGUAUGCAACUUGUCAACAACUUCAAGCUCAGGCUCGAGCACAUGCUGCAGCAUCCAGUGGCUUGCUUGGUCAUACUGAAUUGCGUUUGCAUGUUCCCCCAUCGAUAGCUUUUGCAACAAGAGGACGCCUACCUGGACUAAGACUUCAGCUUGCACUUCUUGACCAUGAAUUUGAUGACUUAGAUUAUGAUAGCUUGAGAGCCUUGGACUCUGACAAUCAUUCCCCAGCUCCUUCAAUGAGUGAGGAGGAGAUAAAUGCCUUACCUGUGCACAAGCAUAAGGUCCCCAGCCCUGAGAGUGCUGGAUCAUCACUGCAACAGCCAUCAUCUUCUUCUAGAGCACCACUUGAGGCAAAGCACGACUCUAGAAACACAGAUGGGAAUGCUAAGGCUUCAGAAGAUGAACUGACAUGCACCAUUUGCUUGGAUCAAGUCAACAGGGGGGAGCUUGUCCGAAGCUUGCCAUGUUUACAUCAGUUCCAUGCUAAUUGCAUUGAUCCAUGGCUGCGCCAACAAAGCACUUGUCCAGUGUGUAAGUUUAGGAUGAGAUCAGGAUGGCAGGAGAGCAGAGAGAGUGAAUCAGACGAGGACAUGGUUUGACAUUCCAGUAAUUAAUACAACAUAGUAUGUUUUCAUUUGCAUUAAAUAAUCUCUGUAAAUAGCCACUAGGAUUUGUGGAGCAUACGUAGCAUUCAUCAAGAAUUGUUUCACGUUAUUGAGUACCCAAUGGUUUUAGGAUUUACUCAUGUACUUCUUGAUCCCAAUCUCAAGAAAGAUUUAGGGCUUGU
Molecule: messenger RNA, 1288 nt
Organism: Rubroshorea leprosula
Lineage: Eukaryota; Viridiplantae; Streptophyta; Magnoliopsida; Malvales; Dipterocarpaceae
Source: the annotation of a GenBank genome assembly